Molecule: messenger RNA, 2573 nt
Organism: Melanotaenia boesemani (Boeseman's rainbowfish)
Lineage: Eukaryota; Metazoa; Chordata; Actinopteri; Atheriniformes; Melanotaeniidae
Gene: rffl
Product: ring finger and FYVE-like domain containing E3 ubiquitin protein ligase
Exons: 9
Coding region: 320-1366 (348 amino acids)
Biological process (GO): proteasome-mediated ubiquitin-dependent protein catabolic process; negative regulation of extrinsic apoptotic signaling pathway via death domain receptors; protein K48-linked ubiquitination
Cellular component (GO): plasma membrane; cytoplasm
Molecular function (GO): ubiquitin protein ligase activity
Source: RefSeq, a predicted model, not a curated record
UUGGAGUGUGUUUGUUGUGUUUAGUAUGAUUCAAGUCUUCCUGGCUGGGUUCUGGUCUUCACUAACCCUCCUCCUGGUGUCUCAUGUCUGCAGUUCCGCCUCAUCGUGAGCUCGUCAUGCUGACUAGCUGUCAGCUGGCGGUUUAACCUGCUAGUUAGUGUUAGUUAACUAGCUGCUUGGGUUCGUCGGCGACUUAGCAGACUGCUAGCGGUGGCAGUUCUGUCACUAACAGGUUUACUGGAUCAGGACUGUUUAAGUCCAGUUCCUCCGUCCUCAGAUGAUCAGCUAAUCUCUGCGAGUCAUGAACAGAAAGUAAAACAUGUUCUCGUCCUGCUGUGAUUGGCUGUGUUUGGACUCAGGUGAUGUGGACGGAUCAGGUGACACAGACAGGCAGAAUCAGGCCUACACCAACUCGGCCUUCAGCAGCCAGCCGUCUCCACCACCUGGACACACCUGUAAGGCCUGUGGAGGGUCGUUUGAUACACCUGCCAAGAAGCAUGUGUGUGUGGACUGUAAGAAGAACUACUGCAGCCGUUGCUCCGCCCAGUUGGGGUUCCGUCCCCGCUUGUGUCACACCUGUCAGCGUUUCUAUGGUAACCUGAUGGAGAGGGCGGAGUUAAUGAAGCUGAAAGUGAAGGAGCUCAGAGAUUACCUGCACCUGCACGAGGUGUCCACCCACCUGUGCAGAGAGAAGGAGGAACUGGUGGAGCUGGUUCUGGGUCAGCAGACCUCCCCCUCCAGCAGCUCUGCCCCUGACAUCCCCAUCACUGACCCCCCUUCAGCGACGACCUCUGUCCCUCCUGAUGUGACGGCUCGGAUCCCCACCCCCGACCCCCCCGCACCGUCCCCCAUGUCCAUCGCCCCAGACCAGCCAGCUGAGGAGCCGGAAGCCCUGUCCUCAGACACAGAGACGACACCCACUGAGGAGGAGCUGCAGGAUGAAGAGCAGGUGUGGGACCCUGAGGAGGUCCCGGUGUCGGGCCGCCGGGCGUCCCUGUCGGACCUGAGCUGCGUGGAGGACAUCGAGGCGCUCAGCGUCCGGCAGCUGAAGGAGAUCCUGGCCCGGAACUUUGUCAACUUCAAAGGCUGCUGUGAGAAGUGGGAGCUGAUGGAGAGGGUGACACGGCUCUACCAGGACCAGCAGAACCUGCUGGCUGCCAACUCUCUGAACACUGCAGAUCCUGGCGGCGGCCCAGUUUCCGGUCUGGAGGAGCACCUGUGUCGGAUCUGCAUGGACUCUCCGAUCGACUGCGUCCUGCUGGAAUGUGGUCACAUGAUCACCUGCACUAAAUGCGGGAAGCGGAUGAACGAGUGUCCGAUCUGCCGGCAGUACGUGAUCCGGGCCGUGCACGUGUUCCGGUCCUGAACCUGGACCCAGGGACCAUCUCCAUGGCAACAACUCAAACCAGAUUUUUCUAAAGGGAACUUCUGCAGAGACUCAACGUUUUUACCUCCUGUCUGUUUUUCUGCUUCCAAUUAAAUCACCAGUACUGACUGGUUCUGAACCAGUUCUAGGUUCUAGACCCAGCCUCCAGGUUCUGAACCAGUUCUAGGUUCUAGACCCAGCCUCCAGGUUCUGAACUAGACUCCAGGUUCUGGGCCCAGAUUUCAGGUUCUGAACCAGAUUCCAGGUUCUGGGCUCAGAUUCCAGGUUCUGAACUAGAUUCCAGGUUCUGAACCAGAUUCCAGGUUCUGAACUAGAUUCCAGGUUCUGGGCCCAGCACCUCUGAACCUCCUGCAGAAUCUGGCCGAACCUCCAAACACAAACGUGCCUUCUAGUGCUGAGACUCAACACCGAACAUGAGAUCCAGAACCAGGACCUCUGAGUGGGUCCUACAUCAGAACCAGAACAGAUUCCAGUUCUUUUGGAAUCAGAACCGCCUUCUCAAGUCUGGUCCGUUUCAGCAGCUUCAGGAUUAAACCAAACAAAGCUGCUGCCAAUCAGAACCCAGGUUCUGGUUCUGGUUCUAGUUCAGAUAUUUCAGUUCUUUCUAAUCAACAAAAUCAUCUUUACCAGCAGGUGUGUGUGUGUGUGUGUGUGUGUGUGUGUAUAAACAUCAUCAAAGGUUUAACCCGGUUCUGGGAUCAGAUCAGAUUUUUCUCUGUUUGGAUCAGCUGAUGUUCAGACUGAACUUUGAUCCUGAUCAGGGACCAGAUCAGGAGCCAAAUCUGGAUCAGGGAUUGGAUCCAGAUCGGGGAACAGAUCUAGGACCAAAACAAGAUCCGGGUCAGGGACCGGAUCAGGAACCAGGUCAAGAUCCAGAUAAGGUUCUGGGUCAGGGACUGGAUCAGGAUGUGAAGCUUGUUCCUCUCGUGGUCAUGGUGGACUGGAUCUUUUGGAUGGGGUCAUGGUGGAGCAGGUUUUGGUUCUGUGCAGGUGGAGAGAAAAGUGGGCGGAGCUUCAACCUGGACUCUGAACCAGUUCUCCCGUACUGACCCUGUGAGGGUCUGGAGCUGCGGUUUGGGAAUCCGAUCAGCUGAUUGAAUUGUUGAUGUGUUUUUUUCCUGAAAUAUGUGAAAUAUUUUAACGUUUUCUGAGUGAAUCAUGUUGAAUAAAAGUGAUUGAAACUGGA